Spinacia oleracea (spinach) is the source of this 747-nucleotide messenger RNA. Its product is annotated as dirigent protein 25-like. NCBI's taxonomy places the organism in Eukaryota, Viridiplantae, Streptophyta, Magnoliopsida, Caryophyllales, Amaranthaceae. The transcript has a single exon. The record is from RefSeq and is a predicted model, not a curated record. Bases 1 to 747 code for a protein of 248 amino acids.
AUGUCCUCAUCAACUCCCUCUACCUCUGCAACAUUCUACAUCUUCUUCCUCUUAACAAUCAUCACUCCCUCUUACUCAGCUCGUGUUCUCUUCGCCGAAGCCGAGCCACCACAACCAUCCCAGCAUCCAACUCAACCCUCAGUAACAUUCUUAAUGCGAGACAUACAACCUUCAACAAGAAACACAAUAAACCCGCAACAACAACAACAACAACAACAACAACAACAACAACAACAACUUCCUUUCUCAAAACCCUUAAGAAACUUUCCUCUAACAUAUGGGGGAAUACCUUCACCCUACAAAACUAACUCAAAUAAUCACAAAACUCCUACACAAACAGUCCUAGAUAUGCCUAGUUUCGGGAUCGCUUUCCCAGCAACAAGCACUCUCCAAGAAGAGUUGGAGUUUGGGUCAGUGAUCAACAUUGAAGAGGAUAUAUACGUCGAAAGCUCGGCGAAUGGACCGACAGUUUUGGGUAAGGCAAAAGGGGUUUAUGUGGCUAUGAGCUCAUCAAAUAAUGGGGGUAAUCAUAUGAUGGCAAUGACUGCAAGUUUUACUGGUGAAGAUGGAGAUGAUUUGAAGUUUUUUGGGGUGCAUAUGAGGGAUGUAUUCGAGUGUCAUGUUGCUGUAGUUGGUGGCACUGGAAAGUUUAAAGAUGCUAAUGGAUAUGCUGUUAUUAAAGUUAUCAAUAGAGAUCAAGGAUCAACUGGAAAAAUGAUGCUAAAAUACAAUGUUUAUCUCAGCUAA